Cryptomeria japonica (Japanese cedar) is the source of this 876-nucleotide messenger RNA. Its product is annotated as replication protein A 70 kDa DNA-binding subunit A-like. NCBI's taxonomy places the organism in Eukaryota, Viridiplantae, Streptophyta, Pinopsida, Cupressales, Cupressaceae. The record is from RefSeq and is a predicted model, not a curated record. Bases 1 to 876 code for a protein of 291 amino acids. The transcript has a single exon.
AUGACGAUAACUCCUAUAAAAAAAUUGAAUCCCUACCAACCAAACUGGUCCAUCAAGGGUCAUGUCCUAGUGAAGAAGGACAUCUAUCAUUAUAAUACAACAAAAGCAAGUGGCCGUGUUUAUAGCUUUGACAUUGUAGAUAGCAAAGGUACUGAAACACGUGUUACGUGUUUCAAUGAACUAGCAAAAACCUAUUAUGAUAACAUCCAAGUUGGAGUGACAUACACAUUAUCUGGGGGAGCAAUCAAGCCAGCCAAUAAAAUUUACAACAAACUCAAUAGUGGACUAGAAAUAACCUUGGUAGAUGAUUCAAAGGUUACUACCUGCAAUGAUGACUCUUCUAUACCCAAGCACAGAUACGCCUUCACACCUCUUGAUCAAGUGGCUACCAUAAAUAACAACUCAACCAUUGACAUUAUUGGAAUUGUCAUUAGUGUUGAUCCGAGCUCAACAAUACGUAAAAGAGAUGGUACAGAGGUUCCUAGGCGUACCAUUAAGUUAGUCGUCAUGACUCAAACAACCAUCGAUGUUACACUAUGGGGUGCAAUGGCAAAAAAGGAAGGUAUUGAACUCCAACGAAGGCAUUAUUUACAAGAAACAACUACUCUUGCUAUCAAGAAUGGUCGUGUAUGUGAAUUCAAUGGAAAGGUAAUAGGUACAACAUUUAUUACAAGCCUCUCUAUAGACCCUCCUAUAGAGGAAUUGGCCCAGCUAAAAGAUUGGUACAACCAAAAUGUUCACACUGGACAAGGAAUUUUGCAUCAUCUUGCUGCACCAACUCUCACCCCUCAAAGAAUGACGAUUAGUGAAAUUUGGGCACAUGCAUCAAAUUCAGUGCAACCCUUCUAUUGCAUUCUAAAGGCAAUGAUACAAUAG